Durio zibethinus is the source of this 375-nucleotide messenger RNA. Lineage: Eukaryota; Viridiplantae; Streptophyta; Magnoliopsida; Malvales; Malvaceae. The record is from RefSeq and is a predicted model, not a curated record.
AUGGCAAUCGAUGCUUUUUAUCGAAAUCCUACAGCCUUGUUAUAUGCUUUAUCUUUUGUAACUAAUGAUCUAAUGGCUAGGAUUAAACAAUCUGUGGAUGGAGGGCAUUUUAUAGUAGAGGCAACUAUGAGGAGAAUAGCUAAUGUGGCUGCUGUGUCUAUAGAUUUUAUAGAAUGUUUGCCUAAGUCAUUUGAGAAAGAUGUUAUAAUGGUAGUAGUGGAUAUGUUAAGUAAAUAUGCCCAUUUUAUCACUCUAGCUCAUCUUUUCAUUACCAUUAUAGUUGCUCAAGCUUAUCUAGACAAUGUGUACAAGUUGCAUGGAGUACCUAAUACUAUUAUUUUUGACAGAGAUAGGAUUUUCACUAAUUCAUUUUGA